ACAUUUUCACAUUUUUGUGCUGAGCUUCAAAAAAAAUCUCUACUUGUUUUUAAAUAUUCUAAAGUAAAAUAUAUUAUAGAUUUAUUGCAUAGCUAAAUAUUCAUUAGACAAAUCCGAAGAAAAUGACAAACAUCGGUUGCGUGGCCAAAUUGCUGGCUAACUUUGAAAUGAACAGCUGUUAUUGGGUAGAAAGAGUUAAUCCGAAUUGGCAUCAGGCUCGCCUGGUACCCAAAACUUUGUUAAACGAAAAAUCAAGAGAAAAUUAUACUGUUCGCAAACCUGAAAGUGACAGGAAUUCCAGAAUGUCCCCGUCAUUAAGGAAAUCAUUAUUACGUCGUGUAAAAAAGUUUAGUAGUAAUUAAAACAAUCUGUAAAAUGAAAACAAAAAUAUUUAAAAUACAGAAUGAUGGCGCUCGUAC
Molecule: messenger RNA, 419 nt
Organism: Drosophila sulfurigaster albostrigata
Lineage: Eukaryota; Metazoa; Arthropoda; Insecta; Diptera; Drosophilidae
Exons: 1
Coding region: 123-362 (79 amino acids)
Source: RefSeq, a predicted model, not a curated record